This is a messenger RNA of Aspergillus melleus, 1068 nucleotides long. Its product is annotated as nitronate monooxygenase. Gene Ontology annotation, molecular function: nitronate monooxygenase activity. Lineage: Eukaryota; Fungi; Ascomycota; Eurotiomycetes; Eurotiales; Aspergillaceae. The transcript has 4 exons. Bases 1 to 1068 code for a protein of 355 amino acids. The record is from RefSeq and is a predicted model, not a curated record.
AUGGCCUCUCCUCAGCAAAUCCGCACUACCCUCACUGAUCAGCUCAAGAUCAACCACCCCAUCCUGCUGGCAGGUAUGAACGUGGCCGCCGGCCCUAAGUUGGCCGCUGCGGUCACCAACGCUGGUGGUCUCGGUGUUAUCGGUGGUGUCGGCUACACCCCUGAGAUGCUUAAGGAACAGAUCUCCGAGCUCAAGAGCUAUCUGAACGACAAGAACGCCCCCUUCGGUGUUGACCUUCUGCUUCCCCAGGUCGGAGGAAGCGCACGCAAGACCAACUACGACUACACCAAGGGCAAGCUAAACGAGCUCGUUGAUAUCAUCAUUGAGAGCGGCGCGAAGCUCUUCGUUUCUGCCGUCGGUAUCCCUCCCAAGCAUGUCGUCGAUCGUCUCCACAGCGCCGGUAUCUUGUACAUGAACAUGAUUGGUCACCCCAAGCACGUCCAGAAGUCGCUUGAUGCCGGUGCCGAUAUUAUCUGCGCCCAGGGUGGUGAGGGUGGUGGACACACUGGUGAUGUCCCGACCACCGUUCUCAUUCCCACCGUUGCCAAGCUCUGCCAGGGCAAGAAGAGUCCCUUGACCGGUCUUCCCGUGCAAGUUGUCGCUGCUGGUGGUCUGUUCAACGGAAACUCGGUCGCCGCUGCUCUCAUGCUUGGUGCCUCUGCCGUUUGGAUUGGUACUCGCUUCAUCUUGUCCGACGAGGCCGGUGCCCCCGUUGCUCACCAGGAGGCUGUCCGUACCGCCGGGUUUGAGGAUAACGUUCGCACCAUCAUCUUCACCGGCCGUCCCCUGCGUGUCCGCAACAAUGAAUACAUCAAGAACUGGGAGGAGAACCGCCAGGAAGAGAUCAAGCAACUGACCGCCAAGGGUAUCAUCCCCGUCGAGCACGACUUCGAGAACCUGCCCGACGAUGUUGAUGAUGAGACCCUGGACAAUGCUCGUCCUUUCCUGAUGGGCAAGGUUGCCGCCGUUGUGUCGGAGAAGAAGCCUGCCAAGGCUAUUGUUGACGAACUCGUCACGGAUGCCGCUGCUCUGUUGCAGAAGGGCAACAAGAUGCUUGCUAAGCUGUAA